UAUUAAUCACACGCCCAUACAGACGAGACGAGAGGAGAGGAGAGGAGAGGAGAGGAAAUAUCCAUUUCAAUUUUCAAUUCCUCCUGAAUCCUCUCUGUGAUUCUCAAUCAACAACCCAAAAAAAAGAAAAAAAAGGAAGAAGAAGAAGAAAACCCAAAUCAGCCAUCCUUAGCACCGUUUCUUUCUCCAUUCUCCAUGGGUUCUGGAACCGAACAUCAUGAAAAGAAGCAGAUUGAACAGAAGGACAAUUAGACAAUGUGAUAGUCUCCUAGACAAGCUCCAAACUUCCACCUCCUCCUUCCUGCAGAAACAGGGCACAGGGUUGAUGGAGGAGGAGGAGACGAAGUAACUGGUACAGACUUGGAAGAUAUCAAAACAGAGAGCGAAGGAGGAAGAAGCAGAAAGUAAAUAAGGAAACCUCAAAGACAGACAGACAGAGAAAGAGAGGGAAGCGAGAGAAUUCAGAUAUCCAUUCAUCUCCCCUACAUUAAUUAGCAACGACAUUGGAAAUUCAUUGGUUCAUUGAAUCAAUGCAUCAAUAAUGCCUUCUCCAUUCCCAAUUGAAUCCCAAAUACCCUUUCGUAUUUCCUUCUCCUUAAUCUUCUUUUUCUUCUCCACCUUCUCUCUCUUCCUCCCUCUCUCCCUCUCCCUCUCCCACAACGAAACCAACGUAUCUGGAAUUUUCUGCCGCAAAUCCUCCGAUAACUCCUCCUCCUCCUCCAAUGCCUCGCGGCAUUUGCUUGAAUCCUCUCACCCCUUCACCACGCAUCUUAAAGUUAAAACAAGGAGUUGGGCAAUUCUGACCCCCGACUCCCCCGCCGCUGCUGCAGCCUCUCCUAACUUGUACGCCCUGGCACAAUGCUUCGGAGGCCUCUCCCAGACCGAUUGCGAUCGUUGCUUAGUUGCAAGCCAGGACAAGAUAAAACCAUGUCUUCGCUACCCUUCUGGUCGAAUCUAUCUCGACGGUUGUUUCCUCCGCUACGAAAGAUUCAGAUUCUUCAAGCAGUGGUCUGACCCCCAAACCGACACCAUCAAAUGUAGUCGCACCUGUGGUAAUAUUACAGACCCAUCUCUGUACCAUGAGUUUUUGAAGAAGCUCGCCAACUUGUUCAUCAACGUGACGGGAACUGCAUCGGAACACGACGGAUUCGGGUUGGGGGAGGCCAAAGGUGGUGUGAACCCUGUGUAUAUAUUAGCCCAAUGUUGGAAGACGGUGAGCAAGACUGGAUGUAUAGCUUGCUUAAAGAACGCAGCGCGAGGGCUGAUUUCUUGCGUGCCCGGCAAGGAAGGGAUUGCAAUGAAUGCAGGGUGUUAUAUGAGGUAUUCAACCAACAAAUUUUAUGGCGACAAAGCCGAUCAAAUUGAUGAUUCAGAUAAUAAAAAUCCAAUUACUGUUGUGGUCAUCCUUUCGAUCUCGUGUCUCGCUUUUCUUUUGCUUUCUCUGGUUGGUGGUUGUCUAGGGUACGCAAGACUGUCAGAGAACAACGCAGAACGCAGACGCAGAAAGGUUGCAAAUGAAAGCAAAUCUAAUUUGAAUUUCAAUUAUGAAACACUUGAGAGGGCAACAGAUUCGUUCAAUCCCUCGAGAAAAUUAGGCCAAGGAGGAGGUGGUUCAGUGUUCAGGGGGGACCUCCCUGAUGGAAGGACUGUUGCUGUCAAGAGGUUGUUUUUUAGCAACCGACAAUGGGUGGAUGAAUUCUUCAAUGAGGUGAACUUGAUCAGUGAAAUCCAGCACAAAAACCUCAUAAAACUUCUGGGUUGUAGCAUUGAAGGCCCAGCUAGCCUUCUGGUUUUUGAGUUUGCACCCAACAUGAGUCUUGAUCAGUACCUUUUUGGUAAGAACAAGACCAUAACACUAAGCUGGGAGCAGAGGCUUAACAUCAUUGUUGGAACUGCUGAGGGGCUGGCACAUCUUCAUGAUGGUUCUCAGAAAAGAAUAAUCCACAGGGACAUGAAAUGUAGUAAUAUUUUCCUGGAUGAGAAUAUGACUGCAAAGAUUGCCGACUUUGGACUCGCUCGGCCCUUUUCAGCUGAUAAGACUCACCUUAGCACUGGAAUUGCAGGAACAAUGGGAUACAUGGCUCCUGAAUAUCUUGUUCGUGGGCAACUAACAGAGAAAGCAGAUGUUUUUAGCUUUGGAGUAGUUGUCCUCGAGGUUGUAUGUGGUAGGAGGAAUAGUAUUUUCGUGCAGGAGGCUGGUUCUGUUCUACACACUGUUUGGAACCAUUAUCAGUCAAGUACAUUGUCAGAUUCUAUCGACCCAUCAUUGGGAGAAGAUUUUCCAGUAGAAGAAGCAUGUAAUGUGCUCCGAAUUGGGCUUCUUUGUACCCAGGCCACUGUGUCUUCAAGACCAUCAAUGGCUGAAGUGGUUCAGAUGCUUACCAAUGAAGAUUACAUAAUUCCUACACCAACAAAUCCUCCAUUCAUGAAUAACAGUGCGACAUCAGACACCACUGAAUUUUUUAGUGUGUGUUCAUCAUCAUUUGGAGCUUUGAGAAGUGAAGAAUUAUCUCAGCCAAGAUGGGGCUGCACUUACACGCUCAUUUGACCUCAUUAAAGUGUAUAAAUUCGAAUCAGUGAGGAAUCAGCAGAGAAGCUAACGAAAGCAGAAAUUGCUUGCUACAUGUAAUAAACACAAUCAAAGAGUUUCCCAGUGAAAGAAGAGUUUUAUAUAAAUAUAUAUAUAUAUAUAUAAUGAAUUACAUUGGGGGUUGGUAAA
Molecule: messenger RNA, 2719 nt
Organism: Macadamia integrifolia
Lineage: Eukaryota; Viridiplantae; Streptophyta; Magnoliopsida; Proteales; Proteaceae
Product: cysteine-rich receptor-like protein kinase 42
Exons: 7
Coding region: 542-2548 (668 amino acids)
Biological process (GO): protein phosphorylation
Molecular function (GO): ATP binding; protein kinase activity
Source: RefSeq, a predicted model, not a curated record